UCCCUGGUUUCAAGCUUGCUUUGAUCAUCAAAGGUAAAAAUAAUUGUCGAAGCAAAUGGAAACCCAAGCACUUCUCUGCCUUACCCUGGCUUUUCUCUUCUUCUCUGGGGCUCACUCAGUCACAUUCACAAUAAAAAACAAUUGCCCCUACAAAAUAUGGCCCGGAACCUUAACUGGUGCUGGAAUUCCUCAAUUAACAACAACCGGGAUAGAGCUAGCCGCCGGAACUUCGUCAGCUAUUGAUGUUCCUGCGAACUGGUCAGGCCGCAUGUGGGCUCGAACCCAAUGCUCCAUUGCCAACGGCAAGUUCACUUGUGGCACAGCCGAUUGUGCCUCCGGUCAAGUCGCGUGCAACGGUGCGGGUGCAAUCCCACCGGCCUCACUCGUAGAGUUCACUCUAAAUGGCAGUGGCGGACAAGAUUUCUAUGAUAUCAGUCUCGUUGAUGGCUUUAACUUGCCUGUAUCGAUAACCCCACAAGGCUCUGGUUGUCAAAGCCCAAGCUGUCCGGGAAAUGUGAACCGAGUUUGCCCUACAGAGUUGGCGGUGAAAGGGUCUGAUGGCAGCGUGAUCGCUUGCAAAAGCGCAUGUGAGGCUUUGUCUCAGCCGCAGUACUGUUGCACAGGAGAUUUUAGUACCCCAGAUAAGUGUCCGCCUACGCAGUAUUCCAAGGUUUUCAAGAAUCAGUGUCCUCAGGCAUACAGCUAUGCCUAUGACGAUAAAACUAGCACGUUUACAUGCCCCACUGGUGCCAAUUAUCUUGUCACAUUCUGUCCAUAA
Molecule: messenger RNA, 778 nt
Organism: Corylus avellana
Lineage: Eukaryota; Viridiplantae; Streptophyta; Magnoliopsida; Fagales; Betulaceae
Product: thaumatin-like protein 1
Source: RefSeq, a predicted model, not a curated record